AUGCGUCUUGAUUUCUUUCCGAAGUUUAUUGAUAGUGCUAUGACGCACAAAACUGCGUGCGGUGCCUUCAACUCUAUUUUGAUGAUUGCAUGCGCAUUAGCAUUAUGCAUUUCAGAAAUAUAUGCUUAUGCAAAACCAGCCUUACACGAACAAUUAGUUUCUGUAUCAGACCUUCGUGGUGCUCUCGAUCAAUUGUCAAUUUCUUUCAACUUUACAGUUUCAGUUCCAUGCGUUCUUCUCCAUCUUGAUGUUUUCGAUAUGAUGGGUUCUGGAAACAGACCAGACCAAAAAACACUAUACAAGGUAAGAGUUGAUCAGAAUGGAAAUCCAAUUCCACAAACUCAAAUUGCUGAAGAUUGUGGACCAUGUUACGGUGCGGAAUCAAGCCAAAGAAAAUGCUGCCAAACAUGCGAAGAUGUUGUCGCAGCAUAUCAAGAGAAGGGCUGGGGAAUUGGAAAUCUUUCAUCCUGGGCACAAUGCAGAGCUGAAGGAGUUAUGUUUGACGGAAAAGAAAGAUGCCAAGCUUAUGGUAACCUUCAUGUUAAUGCCAUUGAAGGUGGUUUCCAUUUAGCCCCUGGUAUCAACGUUUUCUCUCGUUUUGGCCACGUCCAUGAUUUUUCACCACUUGUUGAUACAUUAAACCUUACUCACGAGAUUGAGCAUAUAAGCUUUGGUGCUCCUAUUGAUAAAUCACCACUUGAUAACACCCGUGUCGUUCAAAAGAAGCCAGGACAAAUUCAUUACAGAUAUAAUCUCAAAGCAGUUCCUACAGUUAAGGAAGUCAAUGGCAAAGUCCAUCGCUUCUUCAGAUUUACAGUUAACUACGCAGAAAUUCCAGUUACAGCUCGUGGAAGAUAUGGUCCUGGAAUCUUCUUCGUUUAUAGCUUCGCUCCAGUUGCUAUUACAAGUACAUACGAUCGUCCAAAUAUUACUGUUCUUUUGGCUAGACUUAUCUCUAUUUUUGGAGGUUCUUUCAUGCUCGCUCGCCUUAUUGACUCAUUCACUUAUAGACUUAACACAAUCGAAGGCAAAGAUAGAAUUAACAAAUUCGAAUAA
Trichomonas vaginalis G3 is the source of this 1056-nucleotide messenger RNA. Its product is annotated as vesicle-mediated transport. Gene Ontology annotation, cellular component: COPII-coated ER to Golgi transport vesicle; endoplasmic reticulum. The coding region runs from base 1 to 1056 and encodes 351 amino acids. NCBI's taxonomy places the organism in Eukaryota, Parabasalia, Trichomonadida, Trichomonadidae. The record is from RefSeq and is a predicted model, not a curated record. The transcript has a single exon.